AUGGACCUGGACCCGGCCGUCAUCAUCCCCGCCAUCAUUUUCACCGUCGUCGCCGUUUAUUUCGCUUCUUCUCGGCUACGGAGACGACGUCCCCCGUCCAGAGCUCUGGCUCCGCGGCUCCCGGCGGAGAAGAUCCCUGUUAAGGUUGCCCCAGAGCCGGUAAAAGCACCAAAACCUGCACCAGAGCCUGUAAAAGCACCAAAACCUGUUCCUGAACCAGUAAAAGCGCCAGAACCUGCCCCAGAGCCAGUAAAAGCACCAGAACCUGCACCAGAGCCGGUGAAAGCAGCACCAGAACCUGCACCAGAGCCGGUGAACGCAGCACCAGAACCUGCACCAGAGCCGGAAAAAGCACCAGAACCUGCCCCAGAGCCGGUAAAAGCACCAGAACCUGCACCAGAACCUGCACCAGAACCUGCACCAGAGCCGGUAAAAGCACCAGAACCUCCCCCAGAGCCGGUAAAAGCACCAGAACCUGCACCAGAGCCGGUAAAAGUGCCAGAGAUUGUACCAGAACCUGAACUUGUCCCAGAAACAGUUGCAACACAAGAACUGGCUGCAGUACCUGAACCUGUGUCCGAACCUGAACCUGUCCCAGAGCCAGCUGCAGUGCCAGAACCUGCAUCUGAGCCCGAACCCGAGCCCGAACCUGUCCCAGAGCCAGUCACAGUGCCUGAUCCAGAGCCUGUGGCCGAGUCCGAACCUGAACCUGUCGAGGAGGUCUUACCUGAGCCGACGCCUGAACCUGCUGUAGAGGAAUCACCAGAACCGGAACCAGAGACCGUCCUAAACAACGAUGUGGCUGCAGCAGAAGAGAAAGUGACGUUCACCCCGGGGAAGAAGCAGAGCAAGUUUGAGACGCUGAUGACGAAGGAGGAGAUGGAGGAGGAGCAGAGGGUGCAACAGGAGCAGCUGGCAGCCAUCUUCCAGCUGCUGCGGGAGAACCAGGAGGCGCUGGGGGGGGUGACGGAGGGAGACAUGGAGGAGCAGCUGAAGCUCUACUCCCUCUGACAAGGACAACAUUUAAAGAUUCAAACUUUUUUUAGUUUAAAAUGUAAACGUCAGGGCCAUGGGCUCAUGUAGCAACUGGAAGUGUUGCAUUGUGGUAUAUAUUUUAUUAUGAGGGAAAAGACGAAUGCAUAAAUUGCACCAGUAUUUUAAUAUUUCAGUGUAAUUUACUCAUAAUAUGACUUUUUAGUCGUAGUAUUAAAACUUUUCCUCAACAAUUACGACUUUAUUCUCAAAUUGUUCAAACUGAAGAUUCAAAAUUCCACUUUUACUAUUUUCUCAAAAUUACAUUUGCUUUCUUUUUAAAACUGUAAAAAAAAUAUUUGACUUUAUUCUCGUAACAACAUUGACGGUCAUGUGCCACCGUAGGCUUUCUGUUAAGAGAAUAAUUUAUAUAUAUAUAUAAUAUGUUCUCUGGUAGCUGAUGUUUAAUAUCUGCUUCUGUGUGUUUAUCAACUUUUAGUUUUAUUUUGAAAUGAAAUGUUUUUUAUGACAAUAAAUAUAUAAAGAUAAAACAUCUGAACUGCAGAUUGUGAUGAUAAUAUAAAGAAGAGGGUUCGUUAAAAAUA
Perca fluviatilis (European perch) is the source of this 1577-nucleotide messenger RNA. Its product is annotated as FILIA-N KH-like domain-containing protein. Lineage: Eukaryota; Metazoa; Chordata; Actinopteri; Perciformes; Percidae. The transcript is spliced from 5 exons. The coding region runs from base 1 to 1011 and encodes 336 amino acids. The record is from RefSeq and is a predicted model, not a curated record.